AGGGGGCAGAACCAAGGGAAGGGGAGCUGUCAGGCCCAGGCCCCUCGGGGGCCAGGGCCAGGCCACUGCCUGCGGGCAGCGGGCACCAGAAACUGAAGGUAUGAAAAGGGGCAGUCUCUAUGGAGGAAGCAGGAAAGGAUCCAGGAGGACCCUCUGCCCAGCAGCCUGAGCCGGGCAGGGCCCCUCCCUCUGCUACGGCAGCCCCCCAUCAUGCAGCCACCGCUGGACCUCAAGCAGAUCCUGCCCUUCCCACUGGAACCUGCCCCCACCCUGGGCCUCUUCAGCAACUACAGCACUAUGGACCCUGUGCAGAAGGCUGUGCUUUCCCACACUUUUGGGGGACCCUUGCUCAAGACCAAGAGGCCCAUCAUCUCCUGUAACGUCUGUCAGAUCCGCUUCAAUUCUCAGAGCCAGGCCGAGGCGCACUACAAGGGUAAUCGCCACGCCCGAAGAGUUAAAGGCAUCGAGGCUGCCAAGACCCGGGGCAGGGAGCCUGGCAUCAGGGAACCUGGAGACCCAGCUCCCCCAGGCAGCACCACCCCAAAUGGGGAUGGUGUAGCCCCCCGUCCAGUUUCCAUGGAGAACGGACUGGGUCCCGCCCCAGGAUCCCCAGAGAAACAGCCUGGCUCCCCAUCCCCUCCCAGCAUUCCGGAGACUGGUCAGGGUGCAACCAAGGGGGAAGGGGGCACUCCAGCCCCAGCUUCCCUGCCUGGUGGUAGCAAGGAAGAGGAGGAGAAGGCCAAGCGGCUGCUCUACUGUGCUCUGUGCAAGGUGGCAGUGAACUCCUUGUCCCAGCUCGAGGCACAUAACAAAGGUACCAAGCACAAGACAAUUCUGGAGGCCCGAAGUGGGCUGGGCCCCAUCAAAGCUUACCCUCGGCUGGGGCCUCCCACUCCCGGGGAACCCGAGGCCCCUGCCCAGGACCGAACCUUCCACUGUGAGAUCUGCAAUGUCAAGGUCAACUCGGAGGUCCAACUGAAACAGCACAUUUCCAGCCGGCGGCACCGAGAUGGCGUGGCCGGGAAGCCCAACCCGCUACUGAGCCGUCACAAGAAGCCUAGGGGCGCCGGGGAGCUGACGGGCACGCUGACUUUCUCCAAGGAGCUCCCCAAGUCGCUGGCCGGCGGCCUGCUCCCCAGCCCCCUGGCGGUGGCUGCGGUGAUGGCAGCCGCAGCAGGCUCCCCGCUGUCCCUGCGCCCGGCCCCAGCCGCACCUCUCCUCCAGGGACCGCCGAUCACCCACCCCCUGCUCCACCCGGCCCCCGGGCCCAUCCGAACUGCGCAUGGACCCAUCCUCUUCUCCCCCUAUUGACCUGAACCAUGAACCCCCUCCCAUUCGACCCCCCCCCCCCACCUCCAGCCGGGACCCAGGCCUCCGGGCUCCCAGCCCGCCCCUCCUCCCGGCACUCCCUGAAUGAUCUCUCUCCUUCCCCCCCCACCCCGAGGUACGGGGUUCCAGGAAAGGGGAGGGGUAGCGGGGAAGGGGGGCUUCAGAAGGGGGGGAACACCCCAGAUCUCAGGGAACCCCGCCCCCUGCCCUUUUCCCUCUCCCUUUCCCUAGAAAAGGGGGGGCCGUCUCACCCCCAAGUCCCCUUGGAGACACCCCCCUCCCAAAAGCCAUGUCCAUCCAGCCCUUCCCCCCCAAACCUAGCACAAAACGGGGUUCACAAGCCAUGGUCGGGGUCCGGGGGACAGAAAUGGAUUUUCUUGGCAAUAAGCGGACUCUGGGACUCCGGCCCCCUAUCCCCAAACUGAAGCGCUUCCGUGAACACCCCCGUCCUCCGCAGGGGGAGGGGAGCAGGCGGGAUCCUCGGUCCCUCAUAAGCACUUUGGUUUUACCGCCUGCAACCUCACUGUGCCCGCCCCGCACCAUGCCCCAGCCCCAGGUCUAGCCGGACCCCUCGCAGGGGGCAGUACUUGGGGGCAUCUCUGGCACUUGGGUGGGACCAAGUAGAUGCCCCUAUAGACCCUUCCCUCAUCUUCUUCCUCCCCAGUCUGGAUUCCAUUCUUUUCACCAGCACCCAUCGCCCAAGGGGUACCGAGGGGGGCAAGGGGUGUCCAGUCCAAGCCCACCCCCGCCUCGCCUUCCGCAAAACUGUGAGCAAAAAGCAAUAGAAGCCUCGCCCCCGCCCCUCCCCUUCCCGCAGGAUUCGCAGAGUCUGUAGCCUCCCCCAUCCCAGAUCCUAUAGACCUCAUGGCUGUCCCCUCCGACCAGACACCUCCACUGCACAAUUCGGGCGGGGGCGUGACCUCCCCCCCCCCCCCCCCCCACCUCUGUGGUUUCCAUAUCGUCAGCCCUUCCAGCCGCCGACCCGGGAGCGGGACGGGCCCCCACUGGCCUUCCCCUCCCCAUCAACUCUUUCUGCUUGACGAUGUAGCAACCCCGGCCCCCCAUCCUCGUCUUUCCCUUUUCCCCCUCCCUGACAAUAAAGUCUGGAUUCGUUGCCCUCCGCCCCCCAGA
This is a messenger RNA of Equus caballus (horse), 2460 nucleotides long. It is a transcript of the gene ZNF385A, whose product is annotated as zinc finger protein 385A. NCBI's taxonomy places the organism in Eukaryota, Metazoa, Chordata, Mammalia, Perissodactyla, Equidae. Gene Ontology annotation, molecular function: mRNA 3'-UTR binding; zinc ion binding. The record is from RefSeq and is a predicted model, not a curated record. Gene Ontology annotation, biological process: regulation of cytoplasmic translation; mRNA localization resulting in post-transcriptional regulation of gene expression. Gene Ontology annotation, cellular component: neuronal cell body; nucleus.